AAUUAUUAUGUCAAACGGUUAUUCUGUAAUAAAUUUUAAAAAUCAGACUUUAUGCUAACCCUGUAGUAUUGAUAGUAUUUGUAAGUUUCGUCAAUGAAUAAUUUAUUUUCAGAAGUUUUGGAAGAGUCAAUUCCUGCACACUCAAAUAUUCAGAAUGAAUCAACCAGUUGUCCAAGUAGGCACAAAUCAGCGAGUAGUGACAACUCGACGCCUGGAACAAGUUCUACUCAAGGGUCCCCGGUUUUGAAUCAUGUAGUAUAUUCAAGAAUACGCAACGUGUCGACCUCAACUACCCUGCUAAACGCGAUUCCAGAAACAAUUAGAAAUGUGAAACUUGAUGUUAAUCCUAGAGCGGAGCAAAUCACCGGGGAGGAACCGUCAAGGAGGACUGUGGCUAUUACGAAAUUAAAUACGGAGUUACUGAACAAAAUUGCAACUGGAAGAAAUAAUUCACAGACAAAUAUGAGCGCUCAAACAGCUUCGUCUAUAUUAAAAUCUUGUAGUAAUUUUCCUCGUGGAAAUCAGGGAAAUGUAAUUGUGCUGGACAUAAGCAAAGAGCAGGCAAAUAGAAUGUCAAUCAAAGAGAUUCUGAAGGCUACUGGUCUUCUUGGAGAGAGUACAAUAACGAAAAUCGGCAGCGAUGGUGCUGCCAGUGCGGUGGAGGGCGACACUAAGAUGACGCAGUUGUCAAGUGCCACAACAGUUAUGCUUGCGUGUCCAUCUGCUAAAGAAAAUAAAUCCAAAGAUAAUAUUAUCAGCGUAGUAAAACCUUCCGCGGCUGACUCUCGUCUUAACUGUUCAACGUAUACUCAUAUAAACAGUUUAGAUAAUGCAAGUACUAGCUGGACAGAAAGUAGAAGUGAAGUGCAGCAAAACUGUGAAACGAUUGAAGUUGAUCGUGUAGGCCUACCUCCGGUGGAUGGAGACCUGCAUGACAAUGACGAUGACGAUGACGACGUGAUCAGUGAUGUGAGUGAGAGUGCAAGUGAGACUGAAAGUGUUCCUGAGAGAGAGCUGCUGUCCUAUUCACCAGUCGAAGCAAUGGAAUCCUAUCAACAAGUAGAAAUAAAUUCCGAAAUUAUCUGUGAUAACAGUGUAAAUAGUGAAAACGUCAUUUCAAUAGAGGAUGCUUCAUCAUUAGAAAGUGUAGAGGAUGUUUCGUCAUUAGAAAGAGUAACAUGUGUUGAGGAAGAGGAAGUUUUAGAAGAGCAAGUUUUAGAAGAGCUAGUACCGGUACAUGACAAUACGAUUGAGACUGAAAAAACAAUUCCGUAUGAAAACGCAAAUAGUAACGAUACUAUUGCUGUAAAUAUCAAUUUUGAAGAAAAUAGUUCACUAGAUUUUAAUAAUUCCAGUUCCUCCGAUGAGAGGAAGCAUAAUGAAAAUGAUGAUGUAAAUGUGAAAUUAUGUAAAAUAGGUAACGAUUCAAUUCCAACGCAAGAGACAAACGAAAACACAAUAAUGUGUAAUUCAUUGGAUUCUAGGCAAAACAACUACUGUGAUAUUUCGGAUUUGAAUUGUUCUGUUGACAAUGAAAGCUCAGGGAAUAUAUUGAUUAGUAUGGAAUGUGAUAAUCUCGCAGAAUCAAUAACAUAUAUAUCCGAUCAACAAGAAACUGGAGUAGUUUGUGAUCCGGGACUACCCUGAGAAAAGUUGAAGGACAUCGGGAAAUUUCAGUGGUUGAUGAACAACAUUAUCAUUGUUUGAUAACAGCAUUGUCAAGCAUGUUUGGGUCUUCAAUCAUCAGCGCAAGUAGUGUAGCAUGAUGUACCAAUUGGAACUGCCAACCAUAUUCGGUCUCCAAUCAAGAGAAGUCAGUCACUGUUCAAAAAUAAUUUACUCCGAGGCUAAUCAAGCCUCCUGAGACCUGUAACUCCCAAUUGCAUGACUGGCCAUGAAGUAUGAAGCUUCUUGGCUAUUUCCUAUUGUAAGAUGCAUAUUUAAAAAAUAUGCAAAUAUAUUAAAAUAUGGAAAUUGAACGAAUUUUAAGCAAUAUUAGAAAAAAUAAUACAGUACCAGAUUUGAAAAACAGUGAGUACCAAAAUUAAAAACGGUGUGUCUCUAUUUUCAUAUCGAUUGACAAUUUAUCCUAAAAAUACUAAGAAACACUCUUAUCCUAUUUUUCUUAAGAGGUCAAGACUUUUAGUCGAAUAUAAUGUGGCUGUGUUCAAGAAGUUUUCGACAUUAGUAAUAUGAAAUUUCGUAAAUUUUCAGUAUUUGCAAAUUUAAAUAAUUUAUGUUUUUUAAAUCUUUUGUGUAUGUUGUUUUAUGCAUUGAAAUUGUGUUUGGUCCCUCGUGUAUUUAUUUAAUUCGUGUAAAUAAUGAAAGUACAAAUUUGUUGAUAAGUAUG
Messenger RNA from Nilaparvata lugens (brown planthopper), 2350 nucleotides. Its product is annotated as TNF receptor-associated factor family protein DDB_G0272098-like. The record is from RefSeq and is a predicted model, not a curated record. Bases 94 to 1647 code for a protein of 517 amino acids. The transcript has 10 exons. NCBI's taxonomy places the organism in Eukaryota, Metazoa, Arthropoda, Insecta, Hemiptera, Delphacidae.